Molecule: messenger RNA, 724 nt
Organism: Sebastes umbrosus (honeycomb rockfish)
Lineage: Eukaryota; Metazoa; Chordata; Actinopteri; Perciformes; Sebastidae
Product: neuropeptide B-like
Exons: 2
Coding region: 61-447 (128 amino acids)
Biological process (GO): feeding behavior; G protein-coupled receptor signaling pathway
Molecular function (GO): G protein-coupled receptor binding
Source: RefSeq, a predicted model, not a curated record
CAGUGAGCAGUGAUAAAGAGGAGGACCAUCCAUCCAGUCAGAGGUUCCUCAGUGCUCAACAUGGAGAUCUCUGCUAAACUCCUGCUCCCCAUCGUGCUCGUCUCCUUGCUGGUGUCCUGCAGUCCGACGGACGCCUGGUACAAGCAGGUGGCCGGUCCGAGCUACUACUCGGUGGGCAGAGCGUCCGGCUUGCUGUCCGGUAUCCGGAGGUCACCGUACGUCCGGAGAGCCGAGGUGGACCCGACAGACAGCGAAGAGGCUGCGACCAACAACGUGUUUCCUGAAUUCACCUCGCAGAACUUCAUCCUGAAGACGAUGCCAGUUUGCAUCAAAGACAUUACACCAAACCUGCAGAGCUGCGAACUCUUCCAGGAAAUCCAAGGUUCAUUUAAGUGCAAAGCGGACGUCUUCCUCACUCUGGACUCUGCAGACUGUGCAGGAGACUGAGAGCAGUGAAGCCAACAACUGGGCUGGAUGAUGAUGAUGAUGACGAAGAUGAAGAUGCCUACUUCUUGAAGGCGUGACAUUUAAAAAAAAAAAACUGUACAUUUCUCUAAGUUUAACACUAAUGCUGCACUAAAUGGAAGAUAUGCUACUUUUCAUUUACCAUUUCACCAAUGUAUUUAUUGAUUUUAUGAUAAACCCGUCAUACAACUUUGAGCUGUAAAUGUAUCAAUGUACAUAUUUGAUCUGAGUUUUCAUUAAUAAAUGAAUCAUAUUGCAA